UCCACGGGCUCUCCUGCCUUAGCUGCUCCCAGACCUCGCUCUGACGCUCGUUCUACCUCCGCGGAGGACGUCGGGCCUUCGAGCUGCCCCUCCCGUGGGCCGAGCGCCCGAGGUCACUGCUUUGCCCCGCUCACCUUCGCUGCCGGGCGAGGCAGGGGCCUGGCUAUGACUUGGCCAAUCACCAUUGAUUUAGAUGUUGCCUCAAACCGUGUCUCACGCUGUGGCGAACUCAGGAGGGCAGUUUAUGUUUUGGGGAACCAUCCCAUAGCCAUAACGAAUGCUUUCUGAAGGGACAGGACACCUGGAUCCCAAGAUGGCCGGGCGUAAACUUGCUCUAAAAACCAUUGACUGGGUGUCUUUUGUGGAGAUCAUACCCCGAAACCAAAAGGCAAUUGCAAACUCCCUGAAGUCCUGGAAUGAGACCCUCCACACCAGGUUGGCGAAUCUGUCUGAGAAACCACCAGCGAUUGACUGGGCUUAUUACAAGGCCAAUGUGGCCAAGGCUGGCUUGGUGGAUGAUUUUGAAAAGAAGUAUAAUGCCUUGAAGAUCCCGGUGCCCGAGGAUAAGUACACAGCACUGGUGGACAGCGAGGAGAAGGAGGAUGUGAAGAACUGUGCUGCGUUCGUGUCUGAGUCCCAGGUCAGGAUCCAGGAGUAUGAGAAACAGCUGGAGAAGAUGAAGAACAUCAUCCCCUUUGACCAGAUGACCAUCGAUGACCUGAACGAGGUCUUCCCGGAGACCAAGCUGGACAAGAAGAAGUACCCCUACUGGCCUCAUCAGCCCAUCGAGAACCUGUGAAACAGCCCAGGAGGGAGCCAGCCCUUCAUUCCAGACUCUGGACUUUAAAAUAAAGCAUUUACAUAG
Messenger RNA from Arvicola amphibius (Eurasian water vole), 865 nucleotides. It is a transcript of the gene Atp5pd, whose product is annotated as ATP synthase peripheral stalk subunit d. NCBI's taxonomy places the organism in Eukaryota, Metazoa, Chordata, Mammalia, Rodentia, Cricetidae. The transcript is spliced from 6 exons. Gene Ontology annotation, molecular function: proton transmembrane transporter activity. The record is from RefSeq and is a predicted model, not a curated record. The coding region runs from base 278 to 799 and encodes 173 amino acids. Gene Ontology annotation, biological process: proton motive force-driven ATP synthesis.